UGGAAAAGCCUUUACCCAGCGGACGCAUCUUACCUCUCAUCAGAAAACUCAUGUUGGAAAAAAAGCUUACGUGUGUGGAGUCUGUGGAAAGGCGUUCAAACGCAGCACAAGCCUGGCUAGUCAUCAGACUAUGCACUGUCGCGUUCACGCCGGCAAGAAGCGGUAUGAAUGUGCAGACUGUGGCAAGGCUUUUAGUUGGCACUCAAACCUUAUUCGUCAUAGGAAAGCUCACGCUGGAGAGAAACUUUUCAAAUGUAAGGAAUGUGGGGAGCAUUUUACAUUUUAUUCACAACUUAGUGUACAUAGACGAAUUCACACUAAUGAGAAGUCUUACCACUGUAAGGAGUGUGGGAAAUCCUUUACUUUGAGAUCGAACUUGGCUCGCCAUCACAGAGUUCACACCGGGGAGCGGCCAUAUGCGUGCGAUGAGUGUGGAAAAGCUUUUAGUUGGCACUCAAACCUUAUUCGUCAUAAGAAAGCUCACGCUGGAGAGAAACCUUUUAAGUGCAAGGAAUGUGGGGAGCAUUUUACACUUUAUUCACAACUUAGUGUACAUAGACGAUUUCACACUGGUGAGAAAUCUUACCACUGUAAGGAGUGUGGGAAAUCCUUUACUUUGAGAUCGAACUUGGCUCGCCAUCACAGAGUUCACACCGGGGAGCGGCCAUAUGCGUGCAAUGAGUGUGGAAAAGCCUUUACCCAGCGGACGCAUCUUACCUCUCAUGAGAAAACUCACACUGGAGAAAAAGCUUUUCCAUGUAAGGACUGUGGAAAAGCCUUUAGCCAAAAAGCGUGUCUUACUAAACAUAAGAGAGUUCACAGUGGUGAGAGCCACUAA
Molecule: messenger RNA, 838 nt
Organism: Acomys russatus (golden spiny mouse)
Lineage: Eukaryota; Metazoa; Chordata; Mammalia; Rodentia; Muridae
Product: zinc finger protein 678-like
Exons: 2
Coding region: 131-838 (235 amino acids)
Biological process (GO): negative regulation of transcription by RNA polymerase II
Molecular function (GO): DNA-binding transcription repressor activity, RNA polymerase II-specific
Source: RefSeq, a predicted model, not a curated record